Messenger RNA from Solenopsis invicta (red fire ant), 1076 nucleotides. RefSeq names its product trypsin-1. The transcript is spliced from 7 exons. Gene Ontology annotation, molecular function: serine-type endopeptidase activity. The coding region runs from base 166 to 1038 and encodes 290 amino acids. Gene Ontology annotation, biological process: proteolysis. The record is from RefSeq and is a predicted model, not a curated record. NCBI's taxonomy places the organism in Eukaryota, Metazoa, Arthropoda, Insecta, Hymenoptera, Formicidae.
CGAGGUGAUAUGAACGCUGAGGUGCCACUCAGCAAUGAUGCAGCAUCGAAAUUGGUUGCCGCUGUUAUUCGCGACUUGAUAUAGAACAGAGUGUUCCCAGUGUUGCGCUCAGUAAUCGCCUCGUGCUGUUUUCAGAAAGUGAAACAUCAACGGAAAUCGCGCGUCAUGAAGCCUCAUUUGACUCUGACGACCGUAAUCAGCAUCCUUCUGAUCCUAGACGCGGCACGUACGCUAAAACGUCGCAAGAUACAACUACAAGUAAAUCCAGAAUGCGAAUGUGGAGUAACAGGAGGAAUCUCAAAUCGUAUUGUCGGAGGAAAAAUAACAAUCCCGCAUAUAUUUCCUUGGAUAGUGGCAAUUCUUAAUAAGGGAAACCUUCACUGCGGAGGAACAUUAAUUAAUAAUCGAUAUGUGUUAACAGCAGGACAUUGUGUUAAAUGGACAAAACAUACCGAUAUCUCAAUCGGAGUAGGUAUGCACGAUAUUGAAAACGAAGACGAGGGAUAUAUAGCAGCAAUCGAUAAAGUAAUUUUACAUGAAGAUUUUAGCAGUGAUUUUCUUCAUGAUACAAAUGACAUUGCCUUGAUUCGACUACUACAUGAAGUUGAAUUCGAUGAAGACGUAAGACCUGUGUGCCUCCCACAUAAAGAUUCUGAAUAUACGGGAGAAAAUGUCCAAGUUGCCGGUUGGGGACGUGUCCAAGUAGAAGCAAAAUCUUCCCGAUUUUUGCUUGAAGCCACCCUGAAAGUAAUGGCACAUGACACAUGUAAGAAUACUUCACUUGGAGAUCAUAUCACAGACUCGAUGAUAUGUGCUUACAAUGAUAAUACUGAUGCAUGCCAGGGCGAUAGUGGCGGACCUCUGCUAUAUCAAAGAACGGAUGGAAAAUAUGAAAUAGCUGGAAUAGUUUCUUGGGGUAUUGGAUGCGCUGAUCCUGGGAUGCCAGGUGUAUAUGUGAAGAACACGGAUUACCUAAACUGGAUAAAAUAUCACAGUAAAGAUGGUACUUAUUGCGUAGAUAAAAAGUUUCAUGUAUAACGGAUACUAAGAAAUAAAUAUAAAUAUUUAACAUUGAA